AUGAAAGAUGACAAUUCUGACAGAUGAAUUGAUAGAUCUUUAGUUGAUAGUAAUAAUUUUUAAUCGGACAAUUUUCUAAAGCAGAUUGUCAUAAUAAGUUGAUUUCAAGGCGCAUUUUUAAUUUUAUGGCCCUAGGAAUCGGCCGCCUUAUAAAAAGGUACUGCAUUGUAACAGUAUUACCCCUUUUUGUCGUAAGUAGUAUCUACGCCGACUACAGUCGUACACAAAUAUAUAAAGCUAAAGUAUAUAAAGAAAAUGUUCUAUCCAAUUAUUCCUAAGGGCAUUGGUUGGGGUAUCCUACCAGUAAUUGGAUUAGUUACUGGAUGGUAUUUAGAUAGGCUGGAAACAGAGCGCCUUACUUUAUUUCGAGAUAAAAGUGCUCUUUAUGGUAGAGAACUUAAAGAAGGUGAAAAACCUAGUUGGUAAAUGUAAAAAUGUUUCAUAGUUAAUAUAUUGUACAUCUAGAA
Molecule: messenger RNA, 467 nt
Organism: Diorhabda sublineata
Lineage: Eukaryota; Metazoa; Arthropoda; Insecta; Coleoptera; Chrysomelidae
Gene: ND-MNLL
Product: NADH dehydrogenase [ubiquinone] 1 beta subcomplex subunit 1
Exons: 2
Coding region: 256-426 (56 amino acids)
Cellular component (GO): mitochondrion
Source: RefSeq, a predicted model, not a curated record